Pogonomyrmex barbatus (red harvester ant) is the source of this 4052-nucleotide messenger RNA. Its product is annotated as death-associated protein kinase 1. Gene Ontology annotation, molecular function: ATP binding; protein serine/threonine kinase activity; protein binding. Gene Ontology annotation, cellular component: nucleus. The record is from RefSeq and is a predicted model, not a curated record. Gene Ontology annotation, biological process: intracellular signal transduction; protein phosphorylation; positive regulation of apoptotic process. Lineage: Eukaryota; Metazoa; Arthropoda; Insecta; Hymenoptera; Formicidae.
GUAGUAAGAUGGCGUUCCGCACGACACAGGCAUAUCGAUUGUGUGUGUAGGGCGGCCGGCAUGUGUGAAGAAGACUGUCGGACGCAACACGAUUUUCGUAACGGCUCCUCGCGAGAUUCGAGACUGUUCGGGUAGACCGAACGAUGAGCACGAUCGGGAGAUGAUGCCCGGCACGUCUCGCCAGCUGGAAACGCCUAACGAUAAUCCUGAGUGGGAUACUUUAAUGGAGGUCCAUCAUGAGCCGAUUGAAAAGAACUAUCAGCUGCUUGAAGAGAUUGGCAAGGGUCAAUUUGCUAUUGUACGAAAAUGCCAGGAAAUAAAAACUGGAGCAUUGUAUGCUGCAAAAAUCAUGAGGAAGAGGCGGGUUGCUAGAGGAGUGGCUGCUGCUGACAUUGCACGAGAAGCUGGUCUUCUGGCUCGGUUAAGGCAUCCUAAUAUUGUUUCCUUAUACAAAGUAAUUGACACCGGAACAACAGUGGUAUUGCUUCUGGAAUUGAUUACAGGAGGCGAGCUAUUUCAUUGGACUCCAUCCGGUGAAACAGAAGCUGCUCAUGUGGUGCGUCAAGUUUUAAUGGCACUUAGUCAUUUACAUUCCCAUCAAGUUGCUCAUUUGGAUAUUAAGCCUGAGAAUAUUCUAUUGUCGACACCACCACCGAUGCCUAGCAUUAAGCUAAUAGAUUUAGGUCUAUCGCAUCGGUUAGUACCUGGUUCAGAACAUAGAGCAUUAUUUGGCACACCUGAAUUUGUGGCACCAGAAAUUGUAAAUUAUGAACCACUCAGCUUGGGAACUGAUCUUUGGGCUGUUGGUGUAUUGACGUAUAUUCUUCUGAGUGGAGCUUCACCAUUUUUAGGCGAGGAUAAGCAAGAGACAUAUGCAAAUGUUGCUGCUUGUCAAUAUCAAUUUGACAAUGAAUAUUUCAAUAAUGUGUCCGAAAUUGCCAAAGACUUUAUAAGAUCCUUAUUAAUCAAGGAUCCAAAGGAGAGAGGAAAUGCUGAAUCGUGCCUUAAACAUCCUUGGAUUCUCACGGAAUCUGAAGCUCCUCAGGGUCUCGGUGGAGCAAUGAUCAGUGCUGUAAAGCGAGGCUGUGUUGAGGCUGUCUCUCAGUUACUGUUACAGGGAGCUCCAUUAAAUGUGAAAGACUCUAAAGAAGACACUCUUUUGCACAUUGCUUGUGAAAUUGGCGAUGAGGGAAUGACGACUCUUUUGAUAGAAAGCGGAAUCGACUUGGAUACACCGAAUAAACAAGGUCUUACGGCAUUACACGUGGCUGCUCGAUACGGACAUAUUAAUCUGGUCAGACAUUUGUGCCUUGCUGGUUGCGACGUCGAUAAAACAAAUCGGGGGAUCCGAGCGGACGUCACGGCAAUUAAAUAUGGACAUCCAGAUAUCGCAAGUUUAUUGGAUAAGUUGAGAAAUUUGAAUCAGCGCGAAAAUUACAUUCGUCAGCUACAACCGACACACCGACCGAUAGAUCGACUGCACAUAAGAUUGCUCGGGCAUUGUGCAUCUGGGAAAUCAUCCUUAAUUAAUUCUUUGAAAUCUGGAAUAUUUAGUUUUGGCUUCUUUCGAAGAUCGAGAAGCCAGAAUUGUAGCGCGAAGAGAGAACCAAGCAUUGAACUCGAUGUGACGAGUAAGCAUGGUUCUCUUAGUUUUGAGUACAGCGACAAUGAGUAUGAAGGUACUCAGGGAGUAGAAUGGAGUCGCGGUAAUGUAGGUGGCGAGUGUGUCUUUUGGGAGUUGUGUGGACGCGAGGAAUUUUUGGCGUCUUAUCACUACGUACUUACAUUCCAGCAACCAGCAGUGCAUCUUAUUACAGUCAGUUUAAGAGAACCAUUGACCGUUCAACUUCAACAGAUAAAAUUCUGGCUGCAGUUUAUAUUGGACCGUAUUAAUCCAAGUAAUGUUGGAUUUAGUGGAAAGUGCAACGAUGUAAAAGUAAUUUUAGUCGGCACUUAUGCGCCGGAACCUUUAGCCCCAAAUUCUACCGGCGGCAAUCUACUUGCACCGCUUUUGCCAUUUUUGAAAGACUUUACGUCGAUUUUGGGGGAAGAACCUCAAAUGGUAGCAUUGGACGCAACCAAUCCUUCUAGUCCUGGCCUGAAACUCCUCAGAUCUUAUUUAAAUAAUGCAAGAAUGGAAUUUCUCGAGGAUGGACCGGAAGUUGCAGAAAGUAUUCUCCGACGUGACGCGCCGCGUGCUGCGGCUACGUACGUGCCCCUGGCGAAUCUUGAUAAACAGAGCGCCUUAGUAUGGACUGGUCUCGCUGAAGCAUGGAGGUCGUACAUGCAAUCAUUAGAAGUGCCUCCGUUAAUGCUCACUCAGGAAGAAUUUCUGAACGAGGUUCGAAAGAUUAAUCCUUUAGUUUGUUUGGAUCAUUGUAGACAUCUCGGAUUACAGUUACAGAACUUGGGAGAAUGCAUUCUUCUGCCUGGAAACCUGAUAGUACUUAGUCCUGAAUGGUUUUGGCAAGAUGUGUUAAAUUGGCAAUUAAGUCCCGAUCAAAGAGGACGAUUGGGCGGUCGAACCACCGGUGUUUACACUUUAGAAGAUUUUCAAGCACGAUGCCCGUGCCCUGCCGGUCAAGCUCUGCAAGCUUUGCAAGCAGUCAAUUUAUGCGUUCCGUGUGAAGUGGAUGACGAUGAAGUGGAAUACGAGAUACCGUGCUUAAACCUUGUAGAGCGUCUUCCGGGUUUAUGGGAACCAUGGAAACCAUGUUCUAAUGCUUUACCUCAUGCUGGUUUACGCCUUUGUCCAGAAGAAGCGCCUUUAUAUCAUUUGACUGCGAUAUUUACGCAUUUACAGGCGCAAUUGAGAAAAAUUACUCAAACAUGGGAUCCGUCGAAUUCAGAUUUGUAUCAAUGGUGGCGAGGAUCAAAGCUGUGCUUAGGACCUUGCGAGAGUAUAAUCACUUUCGAGGAAGAGGAACAUAGCUGCGUGGAAAUUCAGAUUCGCGGUCCACGUGGUUCUAGUGCGCAAUGUUUCGCUCUUCUUAGCGUGAUCCUGGACGCGAUGGAUACGACCAUUGAAUUAGUUGCGCCUGGGAUGUUACUUGAGAGACAUUGGCUAAGUCCUAGUCAGCUUCGAGAAUAUGACGAGGUAAUUCACUCUUGGGCGCCGGCUACUGUUAUAUCGGCUUUAAUCGACAAAGGCCUCGAAGAGGCUAUCCUUAAAAAUCCUUUAAAUGACCGGCAAGAAACCGUAUGGGAGAUAGUGAGUUGCGGGUUGCCGUUGAUGGAGAAUUGCGUUCCCGGACCCAAGCAACCUGUGAAACACAUAAAACCCGCGGUGCAGCGGCGAUUGGCGCAGAUGCUGGAUCCGCCUGAUCAUCAUGGAAGAGAUUGGUGCUUACUUGCUGUAAGACUCGGUUUAGGAGAUCGCGUCGCCCAGCUGGACAGUACAGUAGACAGUCCAACUUUGAGGCUACUGAAUUGUGCGGGUGCAGAAUGUACCGUCGGUUCGUUGGUGCAACAAUUGCGAGCUCUUGAUCGCGAAGAUGCCGUGCAUUUGUUGCUCACAUAUACUCCAACUUACGUACUAAUGAUGUCCGUCGACUCCGAGACAGGGUCUAAUCUUUCCAGAUGACGAUGCUGCUCUCAAUGGCGCAUUAGCACCUUCUAGGUGUUCUUUUUGCUGAAACGCCGCGCAUUUGAUAGAUAGCAUCGUCUUUCUAUUUCCGCCCAGUGUAAAUCAUACGUUAAUUUAUUAAGUAUGUGUACAUCCCGAUAUGUAAUUUAACUUCAGCGAUCGAUCGCAUUGCACUUCGAGUUGAAUGAUAUAAGAGGGAUCUGUGACAUUUGUUAUAGACUGUUUAUUAUUUUAUAUUCUUUCUUUUUCUUUAAUGUUUUUAUUUUGUACUUACUAGCCGAUAAAAUAUUUCUUUAUUUACAUUGUACCGUAUUAAUUAACAGUAUAAUUAUUCUAAACGGAAAUUGAUUUCUUUUUACGCUUUUUAAUUUGUGUUAUGAAAUUACUUAAUGUAUUAACUUAAUGUAUUAAUGUAUUUAAUGUAGUUAUUUUUAUUUCUUGAUAAAGUUGCGCUGUGAUUAAUAUC